GUACCCUUUCAAUACAAACGCACACACGUAUGGACCGGGCCGGCAACUGGACAACGUAGUCAUAGUCUGCAUCGUAGUUUGCCGUGCACGAGAGGAAAGGCUGCUAUCGAAUUGUUUGCUAGUGAGAAGGGAGGCGAAGCCAGUUUAAAAAGAAGUCUCAUCGCGGAGAGGGGAGACGGAGAGAGAAAGCUGCCAUUUACUGUAACGUAAGAUGGAUGUCAAAAAGGAGGAAUGUGAGGUCGGCAUGCAUAUCAUGGAGAGAACGACCCGACAUGUUAAGGAGGAGGACUGUGAAUGGAAGUGUGUCCAACCUAAACAGGCGAGUCUGGGCAUUAAUGAUGUGGACUGUGAACUGGGGUCAGUGGGCAUUAAAGAAGAGGCUGAAGAGACGUCUGUCAGCAUUGAGGUACACAAAUAUAAAAGGACUGAGAGUGUGAAGGAAGACAAACAAGAUGGAGCAGUGACUGAGUUAGUCUCUUCUCAAAACAGACACUGUCCAUCACCAGAGUCUUCUAUCAAUGUGAAGUCUGAAUCAUUAGAGUCUGACGCAAAAAGGAGUGAAGACGUUUCAUCUGUUAGAACUCCAGAAGAUCAGCCAUCAACUUUAGGGAAAUCCACAAAAGGAGACAAACUUCAUUGCUGUUCUGAAUGUGGCAAACGGUUCACAUCCAGGGGAUAUCUUCGGAUACACAAAAGAAUUCAUACGGGAGAGAAGCCUUACUGCUGCUCUGAGUGUGGAAAGAGGUUUUUGCAAAUAAGCCAUCUUAAGAGCCACCAAGGAAUUCACAUGGUAGAAAAGUCUUAUGGGUGUUCUGAAUGUGGCAAGCAGUUUUUAAAAAAGAGUUUACUUCAUAGACACCAAAGAAUUCACACAGGAGAGAAACCUUAUUGGUGCUCUGAAUGUGGCAAACAUUUUUCGCACAAAUGGGAUCUUCAGAUCCACCAAAGAAUUCACACGGGAGAAAAGCCUUACUGCUGUUCUGAUUGUGGCAAACAAUUCACGUCCAAGGGAUACCUUGAGAUACACAAAAGAAUUCAUACGGAAGAGAAGCCUUAUUGCUGUUCUCAGUGUGGCAAACAAUUCAUGUCCAGGGGAUAUCUUCGGAUACACAAAAGAAUUCACACAGGAGAGAAGCCUUACUGCUGUUCUGAAUGUGGCAAGAGUUUUUUACAAACGAGCCAUCUUCAGAGCCACCAAAGAAUUCAUAUGGGAGAAAAGCCUUAUUGCUGUUCUGAAUGUGGCAAGCGUUUUUUGCAAAAGAGCCAUCUUCAAAAGCAUCAAACAGUUCAUACAGGAGAAAGGACUUAUUCCUGUUCUGAAUGUGGCAAACAGUUUUUGAAAAUGAGCAAUCUUCAGAUCCACCAAAGAAUUCACAUGGGAGAAAAGCCUUAUUGCUGUUCUGAGUGUGACAAGCAGUUUUCAAAAAAGAGCUAUCUUCAGAGCCACCAAAAAAUUCAUACAGGAGAAAAGCCUUAUUUCUGUUCUGAAUGUGACAAGCGGUUUUCACACCGCAGCCAGCUUCAUAGGCACCGAACAAUUCACACAGGAGAAAAGCCUUACUGUUGUUCUGAAUGUGGCAAGCAAUUCCCACACAAGAGCAAUCUUCAGAUCCACCAAAGAAUUCACACAGGAGAGAAGCCUUAUUGCUGUUCUGAAUGUGGCAAAUGCUUUUCUCGAGGGAGCAAUCUUUUGACCCACCAAAAAACUCAUACUUGAGAGAAGCUAUAUUGUUUUUAUGAAUGGGGCAAGUGCUUAUCGCAAAAGAGUGAACUUCUGAGCCACAAAUGAAUUAACAGUGACCUCUCCACAGUGGAACAGACAAGCACACACAAGCGUACCGUGAGUACGAAAUUAAGAGAACCGGACACAGUUUGGUGUUCAUGUGAAGAUAAAGAGGAGACCAUAUACUGCUAGUUCUACAGAACUGGUCAUGACUUCUCAACUGAAGAGUAUCCUGGGACAGCUUGUGCAAAACUGCAGUGCAGGAAUGUAAUUUUGAUUUUCAAAUUAGAUAACUAAUGCAAAUUCAGUAUGCUUAAUUGGAAUAAUUAAAAAAGAAAACAAAUUAGUGUAGAGAAAUUAGUAUUUAUAUUAAAUGAAAGCAUCAGCAUAGAGUUGCAUUAAAAGAUGAAAUUUACAUGUUAGAAAAUCUGAAAUUAACACCCACAUGUGAAAAGAGACAACCAGAGAAAUUUUAGCCAGAAGUGGAAUGUCCUCAAAAAUGAGCGAUUCUAAAAAAAAAACAGUGAAAUAAUUGUAAAGUGAGAAGGAAGAAUUGAAAAUAAAAGAGAUGGAGGUACAGCAACUUGAAUGUUACAACAAGAAGUUAUGGUUAAAAUUUCCAAAAAAACCACAAGAGGUGAUCACCCCAGUGGAUAAAGAAGAGGGGCAGUGAGAUUUAGAAAAAAUCAAUCGGAUACACAGCAUACAGUCACACAGACAGAAAAAAGUGAGCCAGCAUAAGAGAAUACUGCACCAGAAGAAAUGACACGAUCAACAGAGGACAAAGUCAUUCAGGAACUUAAAGAAGAACUUAUGGACUUAACAGAGAGGUGUAGGGAAAUCAAUAAGGUGAGACAAAUGAACAAGAAUAACAAAUCAUCAUAGUGGAUAGAGGUUGGAAAUUGGCAGAGGCCUCUUGAUUUGAUAUCACAGUGAUGUUUGCCUGCUGAUUCAACAUGUAUUGCAAUUUCCUAAAGUAUUGUGAUGGUCUAUGAUGUCUACGAUUGAGUAUUUGGAGUUAUUGCCAAUUUAUUUUUAUUGAUGCAAGAAUUUCUGUUGUGUUAGAUAUUUUCAAGUCAUGGCAAGUAAUGCAAUUAAAGUGUUUUUAUUGAGUCAACAAAUAAACUUUAUAAAUAUAUCCAUAUCAAUAGAAAUUUUCACCCUGGCAGUGCCGUAUCAGGUGCACUCUUCUGCUACAUUGGCACAUCGCUAAUCAGCCUGUGCUGUGGAAGAUCUGAUAUGUUCUGCUUUGGUAUAAAAACCUAGUGAUGCGUCUUAUUUUCCUAGUAGCCAUGCAAUUAGCUGCAGUUUGAGAGCACGCUGAGCUGCCAAGUUUAAUGAGUGUGCAUAUCAUUUAAAUGUGAGGAAAGCCGACCACUUGAGCCACAACCAGCAUC
This is a messenger RNA of Erpetoichthys calabaricus (reedfish), 3120 nucleotides long. RefSeq names its product gastrula zinc finger protein XlCGF57.1-like. NCBI's taxonomy places the organism in Eukaryota, Metazoa, Chordata, Cladistia, Polypteriformes, Polypteridae. The record is from RefSeq and is a predicted model, not a curated record. The coding region runs from base 212 to 1717 and encodes 501 amino acids. The transcript has 3 exons.